CUGGAGGAGACGCCGGCGCUGGAGAGUGCGCUGCGCCGCCGGCCGCUGAGGGACCGCGGGGUUCGCCGCUGCUGGCUGCUUCCAGCGUUCGCCGAGAGGAAGCGCGGGGGAGUGCGACCGCCUCCAAAUCCAGCCUUCCCGUUUGGUGGGACGACCGUCAGUUCUGUCCGGGAGGAAUGACGGGGUCAAGGGUCUCAUUCUGUCACCCAGGCUAGAGUGGAGUGGUCUCACUCCGUCACCCAGGCCAUCUCAGCUCACUGCAAUCUCCGCCUCCCGAGUUCAAGCGAUUCUUCUCCUGCCUCAGUUUCCCGAGUAGCUGGGAUUACAGGCGCCCGCCAUCACGCCCGGCUAGUUUUUGUAUGUUUAGUAGGGACGGGGUUUCACCAUGUUGGCCAGGCUAGUCUUGAACUCCUGACCUCAGGUGAUCCGCCCAUCUCAGCCUCCCAAAGUGCUGGGAUUGUAGGCGUGAGCCACCGUGCCUGGCAAAGACUUAAUACAUUUUUGUAGAAGGAAGUUUGAGCUCCCCUGGAUGAAGCAGGAAUUGAAUACGAACAGUUCCCAUUGGUUAUGCAUUCUUUAAAAUUCCAGAGGAGAUGGUUACACCGGAAUGAGCAGCUCCUGUGAUCAGAACCGCCUCAUCACUUGUGCAUUGAGAGUAUUUAAUGUAUCUAAAUAAGUACAAAAUGCAAUCGUCUAACCUUUUGAAAAAGUAAAACCAUCACUCAGUAAAGGCUUGGUUAUUCAAACAAAGCCAACAACCUAAGUCUCUAAACAGGAAGAAGAAAUAAAUUCUGAGUUAGGGCUGACUACCAGCUUUAACUUAAACUUUCCUGGCUUUUGUCCAAGUUGUUGAACCUUAAUGCUUUUUCAAUAACUUUUUUUAACUUCCUUGUUUUUCUCCCAUUUCAUUAAAACCCAAAGGUCAAGCCUGUGAAAAAUAAAUACUAUUAAUCAAAUAAGCGACCACAGUUAUUUUUGUCUAUUAUAUUUGACACAAAUUUGGGACACUUUUUUCAAAAAAUAUUUGGGUAUGGACUGUAUAAUGGAAAAAUGUAAGUAAAUAUCUUCACAAGUAUACGUAUGAAAAAUACAUUUUUGUAUGAUUUUAUUUCUGGUGUGACUGAAACAACUAGAAAGUAUAUAGCCACUUGACAACUGUUGACAUUUAAAAACCGCUAUUGUUUCUUCUAUUAAAAACACAUUAAGUGCUUGCCUGUCAUCCCAGCUACUCCAGAGGCUGAGGCAGGAGAAUCUCUUGAGCUCUGGAGUUUGAGAACAGAAUAGGCAACAUAGUGAGACCCUGUCUCAAAAAAUAAACAAUAAAACAAUAGCUAAGCAAACUUUUUUAAAUUGAAGAGUUUGGCACUCUGCCUAUAUUCAUCAUCCCAGAGUUAAAAUAUUUCAACAUUUGGCACAUCUUAAAGACUACUAAACUGAUGUUUUAAAAGUGGGCUUUGACUGGGCGCGGUGGCUCAUGCCUGUAGUCUCGGUACUUUCAGAGGCUGAGGCGGGUGGAUCACCUGAGGUCAGGAGUUCAAGAUCAGCCUGGCCAACGUGGUGAAACCCAGUUUCUACUAAAAAUACAAAAAUUAGCCGGGUGUGGCUGCGGGCGCCCGUAAUCCCAGCUACUUGGGAGGCUGAGGCAGGAGAAUCACUUGAACCUGGGAGGCGGAGGUUGCAGUGAGCUGAGAUUGCGCCAUUGCACUCCAGCCUGGGCAACAGGAGCAAAACUCCGUCUCAAAAAAAAAAAAAAAAAAAAAAAGUGGGCUUUACUCUUUUUUUUUUUUUUUGGGGGGGGGACUUUACUCUCAACUGAGGUUUCCAAAGGCUACCACUGUAAAUAAUUCGUGUCACCACUAAGAUAAAUAUAAAUCACUGACUACGUGCUUUUAUUCAUAGAGAAGUCAUGUAAAAUAUUAGAUCUCAAAUUUGUGGCCGGGUGCGGUGGCUCACGCCUGUAAUCCCAGCACUUUGGGAGGCCAAGGCGGGCAGAUCACGAGGUCAGGAGAUCAAGACCAUCCUGGCUAACACGGAGAAACCCCGUCUCUACUAAAAAUACAAAAAAUUAGCCGGGCGUAGUGGUGAGCGCCUGUAGUCCCAGCUACCGGGAGGCUGAGGCAGGAGAAUGGCGUGAACCCGGGAGGCGGAGCUUGCAGUGAGCCGAGAUCGCACCACUGCACUCCAGCCUGGGCGACAGAGCGAGACUGUGUCUCAAAAAAAAAAAAAAAAAAUCUCAAAUUUGUUCGAGUGGCAGAGCUCCUUGCUGGCAUCCUUGCAGAUUUAAUUUUAAUUAAAAAACCAAAACCGGGCCGGGCGUGGUGACUCACGCUUGUAAUCCCAGCACUUUGGGAGGCGGGGCAGGUGGAUCACCAGGUCAGGAGUUCGAGACCAACCUGGCCAACAUAGUGAAACCCCCAUCUCUACUAAAAAACAAACAAACAAACAAAAACAGAAAAUAUUAGCCUGGUGUGGUAGCAUGCUCCUGUAAUCCCAGCUACUCGGGAGGCUGAGGCAGGAGAAUCACUUGAACCCGGGAGGUGAGGGUUGCAGUGAGCCAAGAUUGUGCCACUGCACUCCAUCCUGGGCGACAGAGCGAGACUCCAUCUCAAUAGAUAAAUAACCAAAACCAUUUUGCUAACAGAAAACAUAACUAUAUCAUAUAUCUAUAGGUGUUUUGAUUAUCAAAUGAAACAAUGCAUUAAAUACCUAAAAGAAACAUGUUAGCGAGAUAAAACCAAACAACAGUAAAUUUACACAUCAAGUCUAGUCAGAAGCAUGAGUAGGCUCAAUAGGGCAGCUUGGUAUACCAGGUGUGAUGUCUGAUGGUUAACAAGUUUUUUUCUUCCUUUAGGGUUGAGGAAUAUCAGUAGCCAGAAGUUUUAAGUCGAGGGAAAGAAACACUGGAGAAAUUCAGUUUUUUUCUUCCUGUGAUUUAAGAGACAAUAGUAUUCUUUUUUAGUUAAAGAACCAUAUUGUUUAGUCUGACACAUUGUUUAAGCUUUCCUAAAUUUGUCAUCAACAGCUGUUUUGUUUCUCAUCAAGCAAAGUCAUAUAGUGUAUUGCCCAUUUGAGGUUCUAAUAAAUAUGGGAUAAUCCCUAGUUGCUAUCAUUCUAUCCAAAGAAACUCAAGGUUUUAGUUGGUUUCUGUUACCUUUUCUUUUUUUUCUUUUUUCUUUUCUCUUUUUUUUUUUUUUUUUGAGACAGAGUCUUGCUGUGUCACCCAGGCUGGAGUGUAGUGAUGCCAUCUCGGCUCACUGCAACCUCUGCCUCCCGGGUUCAAGCAUUUCUCCUGCCUCAGCCUCCUGAGUAGCUGGGAUUACAGGUGCCCACCACCACACCUGGCUAAUUUUUUUGUAUUUUUAGUAGAGACAGGGUUUCACUAUGUUGGCCAGGCUGGUCUCAAACCCUUGACCUCGUGAUCCGCCUGCCUCAGCCUCUCAAAGUGCUGGGACUGCAGGUGUGAGCCACCUCGGCCAGCCAGUUUCUGUUAUCUCAUGGUGGGUAAAUAUGGUCUUGGUGGUUCCAUUAAGAAACUGGAAAUGUUGAAAAUAGCUUGAAGCUGGGCUUUAAACAUUACAUUUGUAAAACAUGGUUCAGGAACCACUGCUGCAGAGUAAUUCUUUAAACUGAAAUUUUGAUAGUGCAAGUUUAUGACUUUUAAAAAGUCAUCAAAUAAAUUAGCUUUUGAGACUAUAGGGUGAAAAUAUCUGAAAUGUAUAAAAAUUGCUUGGUUUUGUAUAGUACCUUAUUAUAUAUAAUUUUCUGGUUAUUUUUUAAAUAAAAGAUAUACUGGCCGGGCACAGUGGCCCAUGCCUGUAAUCCCAGCACUUGGGGAGGUCGAGGCAGGUGGAUCACGAGGUCAAGAGAUCGAGGCCAUCCUGGCCAACAUGGUGAAACCCUGUCUCUGCUAAAAAUACAUGGUGGCACGCACCUGUAGUCCCAGCUACGCGGGAGGCUGAGGCAGGAGAAUCGCUUGAACCCAGGAGGCGAAGGUUGCAGUGAGCUGAGAUCAUGCCACUGCACUCCAGCCUGGCAACAGAGUGAGACUGUCUCAAAAAAAAAAAAAAAAAAAGAUUUACUAUAUUGCAAUUAUUUUCUGGCUUUCUUUCUUUUGAGUUACUAUAUAUCUUUCAAGAUAAUCCUCUUGGUUAACCUUUCUUGUCAUCUCCUGUGGUGUUCUUUCAAGGUUAAAUUUGAGAAGAUGGAGUAGCAUAGAACAUAGCGUGCAGCAGUUCACUACCACAAGUUUUAGGGGCCACGUUAGUCAGGAUGUUGUUGGUUCCUUCGUUUUCUGGUAUUAGUUUUUAGAAGCCCCUCAUUAAUCCAUACUAUCUUUAAGGCUGUUAGUAACCUCUUUGUAUAGAAUUUCUGCAUUCUAAAGGAAACAUAAGCUUGUUUCAGUACACUCACGCUGUAGAUUAAUUCUGAUAUUACACAUCUCCUUCAGACUUUGUACCCUCUCUCUUCCAUCCCUUACCCUUAUCGAUUAGGUUGGUAUUACCUGAAAACCCAUAGAAAAUGACCAGGUGAAGUGCUUUAUGCUUUCUACCCCAUAAGGUAUAAUUCUAGACCAUAUUGGUUGUGAGAGGCUGUAUUCCAGUCUGCACCUGCUAAGAAUUUGAAUCUAUUUUAGUACCAAUCUUGGAGUUCUUGUUUGGCUCUACUCUUAGCCAACCCCACAGAGUCUAAAAUUGGAUCUGAAUCCAGUAUUUGCCAGCCAGUGACAGACAUAAACUAGGUUCUUUAUAAAUGUUUCAUGAAUUGACCUGCAUCCCUACAUUGAUUCAGGAUCUUAUUGUCCAUUGGGAAGGAAGAUUUACUUAGCUGGGAGUAACAAUUCCCAAAUUUGCCCUAGUUGCAAUAUUUUUUUACCAAGGGUACAUGCAAGUCAGGUUCACUUCUGAAAGUAAGGAAACAGGAUAGCAUUCACUUCAUGAUCAUAACACAGUCUGGGUAUACAUAUGUGUUUGUGAGUAUACGUUUAUAAAAAAAAGGUCGUUUAUAUUUGGUUUUGGAAUCAACUUUUGAAUUUGUCUAAACUUGUUAAGAAUUUACAAGUUCUAUUUAAAGAUAUCUGGGCCAGAAACCAGAACCACUUGUGUUUAAAUACUAUUGCUAUUCUGUACACAGCUCAAGGUUCUGGUAUUUUCUCUUAAGCAUUCCUCUUCUCCCCUUGCACCAAAAAAAAAAAAAAAAGGAAUUGCGCUGCAUUAGUUGGUUUCUAUGGGGAUAUGGGGAUUAAGUUUCUACAAGAUUCAAGGCAGAAGAAAUAUACAUUUAUAUAUUAAAAGAUAAAAAAAUUGCUAACUCUUAGAAUUAUUUAAUGGCCCCAAACUUGGAUGAAACCUCAAUUUCCAGACACUCUUCAAAUAUCCAAUGCAGAAUUAUCACAGAGCAUAUGUUUUUUCAGUGCUACCAUUAGCUUGCUAUUGACAUUACUUUUCUUUUACUCAUUUUUCACUCAAGAAAUUUUACUGCAGGAUAAAACUCCAGGAUAAAACUGUCAAGUGCCGGGCGCGGUGGCUCACGCCUGUAAUCCCAGCACUUUGGGAGGCCGAGGCGGGCGAAUCACCUGAGGUCGGGAGUUUGAGACCAGCCUGACUAACAUGGAGAAACCCUGUCUCUGCUAAAAAUACAAUUAGCUGGGCAUGGCAGCACAUGCCUGUAAUCCCAACUACUAGGGAGGCUGAGGCAGGAGAAUCGCUUGAACCUGGGAGGCAGAGGUUGCAGUGAGCUGAGAUUGCGCCAUUGCGCUCCAGCCUGGGCAGUAAGAGCAAAACUCAGUCUCAAAAAACAAACAAAAAAACUGUCAAGUAAGGAAGUUGAUAAAUAAGAAAACUAGUUAUGUAAAAUAGCAUUAAAUUAUUAAUUUGCUUUAAGGAGAUGUUAUUCACUAAUUAUUUUUAAACAGAAAUGAACUUCAGUCGGAAACUAGAAUUUACUAAAAACUUUGUUCAACAUAUUAGUAAAUAAUGCCAGCUGUACAUGAACUGACAACUAUCUGAUUUAUAUGUUGCUAUUCUUCCUUUAUUUUAGGUGUGGGAAUUAAAACAACACACAUAUUUUGACUGGGGCUUUGAUCAACCAAAUGCUAAAAAGCCACAUAAAGAAGAUCCCUAACAGUCAUUUCUCAACAAUUAUAUAGUCAACUGAUGUAACAAUGGUACUAAUAUUGGGACGCAGACUAAACAGAGAGGAUCUUGGGGUGCGUGAUUCCCCAGCAACUAAGCGUAAAGUUUUUGAAAUGGACCCCAAAUCUCUGACAGGUCAUGAGUUUUUUGACUUCUCUUCAGGAUCAUCCCAUGCCGAAAACAUACUCCAGAUAUUUAAUGAAUUUCGAGAUAGCCGCUUAUUCACAGACGUUAUCAUUUGUGUGGAAGGAAAAGAAUUUCCUUGCCAUAGAGCUGUGCUCUCAGCCUGUAGCAGCUACUUCAGAGCUAUGUUUUGUAAUGACCACAGGGAAAGCCGAGAAAUGUUGGUUGAGAUCAAUGGUAUUUUAGCUGAAGCUAUGGAAUGUUUUUUGCAGUAUGUUUAUACUGGAAAGGUGAAGAUCACUACAGAGAAUGUACAAUAUCUCUUUGAGACAUCAAGCCUCUUUCAGAUUAGUGUUCUCCGUGAUGCAUGUGCCAAGUUCUUGGAGGAGCAACUUGAUCCUUGUAAUUGCUUAGGAAUCCAGCGCUUUGCUGAUACCCAUUCACUCAAAACACUCUUCACAAAAUGCAAAAAUUUUGCAUUACAGACUUUUGAGGAUGUAUCCCAGCACGAAGAAUUUCUUGAGCUUGACAAAGAUGAACUUAUUGAUUAUAUUUGUAGCGAUGAACUUGUUAUUGGUAAAGAGGAGAUGGUUUUUGAGGCCGUCAUGCGUUGGGUCUAUCGUGCCGUUGAUCUGAGAAGACCACUGUUACAUGAGCUCCUGACACAUGUGAGACUCCCUCUGUUGCAUCCCAACUACUUUGUUCAAACAGUUGAAGUGGACCAAUUGAUCCAGAAUUCUCCUGAGUGUUAUCAGUUGUUGCAUGAAGCAAGACGGUACCACAUACUUGGGAAUGAAAUGAUGUCCCCAAGGACUAGGCCACGCAGGUCCACUGGCUAUUCUGAGGUGAUAGUUGUCGUUGGAGGAUGUGAGCGAGUUGGAGGAUUUAAUCUUCCAUACACUGAAUGCUACGAUCCUGUAACAGGAGAAUGGAAGUCUUUGGCUAAGCUUCCAGAAUUUACCAAAUCAGAGUAUGCAGUCUGUGCUCUAAGGAAUGACAUUCUUGUUUCAGGUGGAAGAAUCAACAGCCGUGAUGUCUGGAUUUAUAACUCACAGUUAAAUAUUUGGAUCAGAGUUGCCUCUCUCAAUAAAGGCAGAUGGCGUCACAAAAUGGCUGUCCUCCUUGGUAAAGGGUUUCUUAAAACCUCUAUACUAGGCCAGGUAUGGUGGCUCACACCUGUAAUCCCAGCACUUUGGGAGGCCAAGGUAUAUGUUGUUGGAGGCUAUGAUGGGCAAAACAGACUUAGCAGCGUAGAAUGUUAUGAUUCCUUUUCAAAUCGAUGGACUGAAGUUGCUCCCCUUAAGGAAGCAGUGAGUUCUCCUGCAGUGACUAGCUGUGUAGGCAAACUGUUUGUGAUUGGUGGAGGACCUGAUGAUAAUACUUGUUCUGAUAAGGUUCAAUCUUACGAUCCAGAAACCAAUUCUUGGCUACUUCGUGCAGCUAUCCCAAUUGCCAAGAGGUGUAUAACAGCUGUAUCCCUAAACAACCUGAUCUAUGUUGCCGGUGGACUGACCAAGGCAAUAUACUGUUAUGAUCCAGUUGAAGAUUACUGGAUGCACGUACAGAAUACAUUCAGCCGUCAGGAAAACUGUGGUAUGUCUGUGUGUAAUGGUAAGAUAUAUAUCCUGGGUGGAAGACGGGAAAAUGGAGAAGCCACAGACACUAUUCUCUGUUAUGAUCCUGCAACAAGUAUCAUCACAGGGGUAGCUGCAAUGCCCAGGCCAGUGUCCUAUCAUGGCUGUGUGACUAUUCAUAGAUACAAUGAGAAAUGCUUUAAACUCUGAAGACAGGAUACCUCACCGAAGAAGCCACACUGAUCCAAGAUGGGAGGUUUUAAAAACUCUAGAGUGGAAACUUCACAUAUCUCCUUUGUGCCAUAUGCAAAAAAUAGUAAAAAUAAUAAUUUGGUGCCUUUCUCCUCAAAAUAUCAAUCUUUUAAACUGUAAUAAAGCCUUUCCUAUAAUUGAAAAAAAACUUUUUUGUUAAAGGUAAUGGUGGUUGUUACUUGGCCUUUGAAGAGUGUACCUUUGUAAGUAUUUGUAAGAAGUCUAUGUGAAUUAGGAAAUGUCUGUCUGCAUACCUUUUAGGAACGUGUGAAUGGUGUCUUCACUUAUUAUGUAUGUUUAUCUGUAUGUAUAUUCCUUAUUUUGUCAUAUAUGUAGAGAAAAUUGCAUGACUUGAGGCAUCAUUUAGGUUAAAGAAGUUAAUGCUUAGAAUGCAUUCUAGGAGAAAAAAUCAGUUUUAAAAACCUUUGUUGUUAACAAAGUAUAUCCAGAUUGAUUAAUUUUAUUGAAGGGUUUUUUUUCUGUGAUUGAUAAAAAGGUAAUGACAACAAUUCAAGUAUCAUAAAAUACUCAACUAUCGUGACUUUAUUCUUAGAAUUGCUGUCUUGCAUUAAACGUGUUUUUAGGGGGAAGUUAGGUAGGAGAUAGAAAAAUAAGUGCCCCUACAAGGGGGAUUAAAAUUACAAGUUAAUUCCUAAGAGAAAAAUGGAAUGGCCAUUGAAGGAAAAAUGACCCACUAUGGCUCUCAAAGUUUUUAUGCAUCAUCUCUUCAAUCCUCUAAGAAAGCUUCUUUUCUUAACUUGAUAAAGCAGUUGAAACCCAUUUUGCAAUAUUGUUUUGUGAAAAACAGGGACAGCCAGCCAGGCACAGUGACUCACACCUGUAUUCCCAACUACUCAGUAGGCUGGGGCAGGAGAAUUACUUGAGCCCAGGAGUUUGAGGCUGCAGUGAGCUAUGAACGCACACUUCACUCUAGCCUGGGCAACGGGGUGAGACACUGUCUCAAGAGAAAAUAAAAAGAAAAAUAGGGAUAGGUUUUCUUCCCUAGCCCAGUAGGGUUUGACCUCAUUAGUAUGGUGCUUUGGGUGAGGACCUCUUCCUUGAUUAUCCUACUUUCUAGUGAAACAGCUAAAAUUCCUGAGAGUCUCUACUGUUAAGGUACCUUUAAUAGGAUAAAGCAGGGACCACCUAUCUCAGUGGGUCCAUUUUUCUUUUAAAAUCAGUUAUCUGAAAAAAACUUAGCAGUAGUUCCCACCUUUAAGGUAAGUCUUUCAUUUGGGCCCCAUUGUGUAAAAUACUAAUCAACAUUUUCAAGCUUCUAUACAACAGACUGCUUUUGUCUAGAUUUCUCAGCUCCACUUUAUAAAGCUUAUCAGUUUUCAGAGAGGAAUGUGAAUUUUUUUUUCUAAUGCAAAUAGAUGGAUAUGGCAGGAACUACAGCAUAAGUGAUUAUUGUGAUUCUGGGUGGACGGAUAUAAUUUACAACAUUUAGGGAUGUUCUAGGUAGCCUGCUGUAGUUUGACUUCCAGUCACUGUUGUCUUUCACAUUAUAAUUUGUAUAUUUCUUGUGAUAGAAGGGAUGAUGCAAAUAUGUAAUUACAGUGUCACCAGAUUUCUGUUAAAACCAAAGUUGAAAUAAAAAGCCUAACAUUGGUAAGCUACAUUGUUUUCUCAUUUUAGAAUGAUACAGAGAUUUCAAAUAGACAUUUUUUAAACUUUAAUGCUUAGCUAGAAUCUACAUUCUGAGGAAAACUCUAAAAAACUUAAAAAUUUUUAGGGAAUUUCAAAUCAUAAUUUUAAAAUGAUAGAUACCAUUUUGUGAUAACAGCAAUUCAGAAAACAAUUUUCUAUCCUCUUAGUUGAAAGAAUGUAGGUACAGUUUGGAUACUUGUACUUUAAUUUUAGAGUAAACAUCUGCAUUAUACUCUUAUAGAUAAUAGAAUUAUUUAGUUAAGAAAUUCUUUACAGUAAAUGAGAUAAUGUGUGAAAAAUUAUUUUGUAAAUGCUGAGGAUUCUACAAAUGAUAGUUGUUAUUUUCAUGUGUAUUUGUAAGAUCAUGUCCAUUUCAUGAAUAUAGGACUUCACAUAAAAAAAGACGUUCUGAAGAUAACUUUAUAUUCUAGUAUUUUUGUCUAUUGUAAAAAGUAUUAACUAUUUACUUUCAUUUUGUUAUACAUUUAUUUUAAUAUCCAUGUGUUUAUUAUAGUAAAUUUGAAAUGAAAUCCCAAAAAACAGAAUUUUUUUAAACACAGACCUCACACAAUAUUAAUUUUUUCUCUACAUAUUUUAAAACUACAUAAAUUAAGUACUUAAAAUUUAUAUUGAAGGCCACCAAGAACUUAGGUUGAAUCUUAGAAAAUUUAAAUAACUAUUUUUAAAGUUACCCAACUUAUAUUUUAAUUUUUUAAUGUUUAUCUUCCUUUACUAAUUCUUAAUAAAUAAUAGCAUUAGACUUGACAAAAUAAAAAAGAAUUUUAGAGUAGAAUUAAUAUAUCAAAAGGGAUAUAUCAACCAAAUUGGUGUCAGAUUGUAUUCAUUCUCUCAUCACAUAAAGAUUUUUCUUUUGAUAGGUGAUGCUCAUAUGAACUUUUGGUUUAGAAUCUAUAUAUGUACAUGUGUAUGUAUGUAGAUAGUAUGGUUGUAUACAAACAUAUAUACCAAACACCAUGAAUUUUAGCAGUCUGUGAUGAUCAGCAAAAAAGCACAUAAAGUAAAAAUUAGUUGACCAUGCUAAAUUCAAUUCUGGAAGAUUUUUUUUAUUUGGGCAUUUCUAGAACUUUUUAUAUUUGAAAGUACAUGAUGAGUAUUAGUAAUGAUGACUUAAUGUAUAAACAGAAUCUUUAUGACAAUUUAGUUUUACAAGGUCAGAAGAGAUGAGUUUGCUAAACCCGGCUGUGAUACCUCAGUUGGAAAGGGAAUUCAAAGGUAUGCUUUGUAGAACAGAAAAGUACAGGUUUUUUUUUUUUCAUGAACUUUAAUCCUUUUCUGUUUUUCCUCUAUGUGAGUCAGCUACAAAAGUGGUCUAAUUUUUACAACAGUAGAACUUCCUCCUUUUCUACUCUAAUCUUCCCACUGACUUUACUGCACAGGUAUGAAAUACUAGUGUAUUGGAUGUUCAGUAACCUUUUUAUUUCCUAGAUGAUUGAAAUAUAGGUAUUUACUCCAUUUAAACCAGGUGAUAAGAUGAUGUAAAUACUCAGGGAGGGUAUUAACUUGUUACUUUUGCUUGUUUGGGGUGUAAAGUGCCAUGACUGAAUAAUCCUCAAUUCAUGAUUCUAGAGUAAGUUUAAUUUAGAAAAAGGGGCUUCACACAUGGUGGUGGUUGAACAUUGAUUCUUUUAUAUUUAAAAAGAUGAAAAUGUUUUGUGGACUGAUAAAUUUUAUCUUAGUGAAUAUGAAUUGUUUAUGUAUCUCUACUGUCAAAAAGCCUUUUUGAAACUCAGGAAAGACAAAGGUUCAAUUACACCACUUUUGUCAAUAAGCAAACCAGGUAUUUUUUUUUCCUGUUGUCUGGAUAUGGCAAUAGAUUUUUUAAAUUGCUGUGAGAACCCAUAUAUGAAAAGAGAGGAGUUGAAUUGUGUGUGCCUUUUAUGUCUUGAGAUUUAUAUGUAGAAAAGACAUCUACUUCAAACUGUAUUUUCUUUUUCGUUUUUUUUUUUGUGGGGGGCGGGUGGGGGGACGGGGUCUUGCUCUGUUGCCCAGGCUGGAGUGCAGUGGCAGGAUCUCAGCUGACUGCAACCUCCACCUCUCGGGUUCAAGGGAUUCUGCCUCAGCCUCCUGAGUAGCUGAGACCACAGGUGCGUGCCACCACACCCGGCUAAUUUUUUUGUAUUUUUAGUAGAGACGGGGUUUAGUAGAGACAGAUCACUCCUGACCACGUGAUCCACCUCGGCCUCCCAAAGUGCUGGGAUUACAGGCGUGAGCCACCACACCCGGCCUGUAUUUUCAGAGAGGAGAGCUUGGUGUUUAUGUGGUGCCAAGUGGUAAGAUAAUGUCUCUUCAAGGCUUCCUAUGGACUGCCUUUAUUUUAGUAAACUCAAGACACCAGUUAACCUCAACAGAGUUUUGGCCUUACUAGAAUUUGUUGUGCAUCUUAUUGAAAGCCAGGUUUACAUCACCUCACCCCAUUAUUCUUUUUAGUUAAAUAAAUUCACCAUGCCAAGUAACCAGAAUGGAGCAAAUUGGUUGAUCUUUAAGGCAGUAGGUUUGACUAGCUAGCUAUCAUUAUUGUCACAUCUAAUGCUAGGCACCAGAAACCAUUUGAGCCAGGAGUGUGAAUGAAUAAUUCCAGAGACACUUUAGACAUUUUUUAAUGUUUUAUAUGAACGUUUUACAUUUGUGUGAUUGCCUUAGAUGUUAAAUUUUCCUAGUGCUGAAAGUUACCAUCAUAAAUAAUGUUUUAAAAACAGCAACAUUCAUAACUUAUUUUAUAUAUUGUUCCAAAGAAAAGAAUUUGUUUUAAUGGUUUCAAAAUAACCGCACCUGAAUUUGUUUAUGUGCCUUAAGUUCUUUAGUGCUAUUUCAACUUUUUUUUCAAUCUAAAUGAAGCUUACCUUAGAUAAGGUUCACACUUGUUUCCUAUAGAGUAAAUAAACUUCCCCUUCUUAAAUUGUGUAAUAAGCACCAACGUGUGGUUGCUUGGCAGAAUGAGAAUGUUAAGGGAGAUUGUUGGAUGUUUGGAGUUUCAUUAUAUUUUUUAUUUUUAUUUUUUGAUACCUAGGUGCUUUUUAAAAUAUUCAGACAAAUAUCUAUCUUUCAUUGAUUAAACCCGUGUAAAUUCAUUUGCAGUAUCUACAUCGAAUGUCAAAAAAGUAUACUUAUUUUUGUUCCAUACUUAUGUACAAUUUUUUCCCUCUUCAGGCUUUUUCAUUUAACUUUCUUGAAAAAGCACUUACUCUCCCCUUCCCUAUCACCCCUCCCCCAAGGUUUCUUUAUUUAAAUUUUUAUUGAGAGUUGUUGGAGCUCUAAGACAAUACAAUUUUAGAGUUGAACAAAAGUAUAAUCUGCUUUACAACUAGUAUAGACCUAAGGUCAUUUGCUUUCAAUUAGAGGCUCCAGUCUUCAUAGUGGAAAGAAUGCUUUGUAUUUAAUUGUUCUUAGUUAAGUUGUAGCACUUGAAUACUUACAUGUUUUGUUUAAAUAUAGUUCUUGCAUAGUUUAAUUUUUUAAAAGUUAUAUCUAAUAAAAUGUCUUUUAACCAUUAUUACUUGACUAUAUGGUUGUAUUAAAUUUUGUUUACCAAAAA
Symphalangus syndactylus (siamang) is the source of this 13283-nucleotide messenger RNA. RefSeq names its product kelch like family member 24 (gene KLHL24). Gene Ontology annotation, molecular function: protein binding. The record is from RefSeq and is a predicted model, not a curated record. Lineage: Eukaryota; Metazoa; Chordata; Mammalia; Primates; Hylobatidae.